This is a messenger RNA of Didymodactylos carnosus, 2997 nucleotides long. The record is from the annotation of a GenBank genome assembly. Lineage: Eukaryota; Metazoa; Rotifera; Eurotatoria; Philodinida; Philodinidae.
AUGCCUCAACCGGACAGAAUACUUUUGGUUGUAUCAAUUUUAGAAGGUCGAAAUUUUCCAUCACGAAAUGGUUAUUAUAUAACCGUUGAAGCAAAAUUUGAUGGUGAAAUAUUGACGACAGAUCCUGUCGAACAUGCAACAGUGCCAGAUGUGAACCAAGAAUUAGCAUGGGAGUUAGACAAAAAAACAUUUCAGCACCAUAAGUUACAACGAAGUGUUAUCAAAUGUAAUACGUGGGUAAAUGGACCUGGUAUCAGUAACGAGAAUAAAGAGAAUAUUGGCUAUUUUAUUAUUGAUGUUAGACCAGUUAACAACAGUCAGAAAAUUCGAUGGUACCACUUGUUACAAACAAAGUAUCCUAAAUCGAAACCGGAAUUUAGAAUAUGCGUAUAUGUUGAAGAUGACCGACAAACUAAAAGUUCGACGUCUUCAUCUAAAAUUGCAAAAGCUUCAAUAUCGGGCACAGGAGCUUCCUCCUCAUUAUCUUCCAAAGCGAAAUUGCAACCAGUCUUACUUGAAGAUCAAGGCUACUAUUUACUUGGGCCAGAAUCACCACAAGCCGAAAUAUUCUCACUUGCUAUCACAAUUAGAGUUGCCAAAAAUCUUAUACAUCUUGUUCCAGCUCAAUACAAUUUGUCAACAACAGAUGGCUUCUUCUUCUAUUACACCCUAUUUGGCAAUGAUAUUACAUCAGAAACAUUUUACGACUUAUUAAACCCAAAAUUUUAUCCAGAAAGAGCAAGUGUUCGUAUUCGUACUACUCAACAAAUAUUACGUUCAUACCUGGAAUCACAUGAACCCUUAGAAUUUUCAUUUUGGUCUGCGAAUGAUUUAUUGGGUAAAGCAGUAAUACCUCUACAUAGAAUCGUACAAUCUUUGCAAACAAAAAAAGCAGCAUUUGAUAUUUUAAAUGAAGAAUUUACUCUGAAAUUACAAUCUCCAACACUAAAACCAAAAGAGAAACAGCAACAAGAAGAAGAUCAAGAGAGAGAUGAAACGACAAGACCAAUUGUUGUUGUUGAGGUUAAAUUAACUAGAGAAAAUGCAUUAGAAAAUGGCGAUGAUAGCAAAACAAUAACAAUAGCUACAGCGACAGGAACAGUUAGCGAAGGGCAAAAGCGACCACCACAGAAUGAACAAACAAAUUUAACGUCAAUAACACAUGAUCAGACAAAAACAUCAAACAGUGCCCAUCAUUCAUCGAAAAAGCAAAACUAUCAGCCUCCCAUUCGAGAACAUGCUCAAUUACUAUCUGUUAACAAUCAUGCUCUACAAUCGUCAGCGAAUGACGGUUUCCAUAAUGAUGGCGAUGUAAUUAAUAUCAAUGAUUCCCGUCAAUCGCCAUCACAAAUACUUACCUCUCCAUUAACAACGAUAAGUACCGACACAAUUUCUCAUCAUUUUUGUCUGUCAAUUGAUUUAAAAUCCAUUCGUAAUGUCAAAACAACGCAUCCGCUCUAUUUAUACUGUAAAUAUCAAUAUCCAUUUUUGGGCACAUCUGAACCGAUCUUAACUCAUCCUCCAAUACUGUUUGAACGCUAUCAGCAAGAUCUUCAACUACCUCAUUCAUUUUGUACAUUCGAUUUUGCUUGUAUGUGGCAACAAUUAAUUGAAAAUUUCAAACAUGACCCUAUUCAGGUUGACGUAUGUGUAAGGGAUAAAGGUGAAUCAACACGAACAAAUAAAGAUUAUUUAUUUGGACAAGUUAAAUUACAGUUAUACAGAUUAUUACAACAAGAAAAACAACGAUGUUCAAAUUCAAAUGGAAUCAUUGGUUGGAGACAAACAUAUAGUCAAGUUUUGUCAAUUAUAAAUUCAACAAACGAAAAAUGUGGUGAAUUAUUAGUGACUAUUUCAUUGGAAGAUUUAGGUCCAUUACAUCUGAAUACCAUAGCACAACAAAAUCGUUCACAAUCUGUUCCACCGCUGCCACAACAGAAUAUUGACUUAGAUAAUGUAUUUCAACAUCCGACUGAUAAUGCACAGGUACAAGUGGCUUAUGAAUUACAAUUAUGGAAAGAAACUAGAGAACUUGAAUUCGAAAAACAUCUACGAGAAAUCGAAGCAAAAAAAGUUUAUGAAUUGAUGGAAGCAUUUAAAGAGAAAGAUCGUGGACGAGAAUCACUUUUACAGAAAAAAAUGAAAGAGUAUAGUGAAUUAGAGAAACAAAUGAAAAAAGCUGUUAGUGAAGUUGAAAGACGUGAAAAAUUGUUAGCUAAUAAUGAGCAAGAGAUUCAACGUUUACAAAUUGAUUUAAAGCGGGAUUAUGAUCUUAAACAUAUUGAAAUGAGAGAAGCAUCGAAACGUUUACAAGAACAAUCAGAUCAUCAAAUAACAUUGGAGAAGAAUAAAGCAUCAGCUUUAGAAGACGACAUCAUUCGCUUAAAACGAUCAGCUGCUGAAUGGGAAAAACGUUAUCGUGAUAAAGAAGCAGAAUAUUUUCAAUAUAAAGAAAAACAACGAACAGUACCAGAAGUAAAAUUACAAGCUGAAAUAAAUAUGUUAAAUCUAGAGAAAAAUGAACUUGAACGUCGAUUAGAACAAGCAAAUGUUUCGACAGAACGAUAUAAACAACAGUGGCAAAAAGCGUUGAGAGAAUUUCAACGAGUUAAACAGCGUGAACAAGAACAAUCAAAAGCAACAUUGAAAAAACAACAACAAGAACUUGAACAUAUGAGAUUAAGAUAUUUGGCUGCUGAAGAGAAUGAAGUAAUGAAAGGUGAUCAUAAACAACUCGAAGAAAUUAAAAAUGAAUUAAACAGAUUGAAACAAACGUCAGCCACAAGCGGGAAUCAAAAUGAUAUUUUGUCCUCAGACAAUAGUGGUUUUGAUAAUGUAAUGACGUAUGACGAUCAAUCAUUAGAUCAACAAUUAGCUGUUCUUAUUCAACAUCGUGAUGAUUUGUUGAGAACUCGUGUGUAUACACAUCAAGAUACGUUAAUUAAAGAAUUAGAACGACGAAUACAAGAGGCGAUGAAACGAAAAGCGGAGCAAUGA